This is a messenger RNA of Paramecium sonneborni, 272 nucleotides long. Lineage: Eukaryota; Ciliophora; Oligohymenophorea; Peniculida; Parameciidae. The record is from the annotation of a GenBank genome assembly.
AUGUUUUGUGCAUCAUUAGCUCUCUUUGGAACUAUCUUCUUGGGUUUUCUUGGAUACUUGAUUCAAAUUCAAAUGCCAUUUCUUAAGUUCAAAAUGCAUGAUCGAGAAACAACUAAAGAUGCUUUAUAUACUUCUAGCAUCGUAAAAUUAAUUCUUUUAUUUAGAUCUAUUUUGUGCUAUUUCUUAUUAUUCUAUUGUAUGAUUGCUGCAAAACCAAACCAUAUCCACAUUAUAAAGUUUAUCAAUAAUGGAAAUACGAAAUACAUGAAUGA